Centruroides sculpturatus (bark scorpion) is the source of this 993-nucleotide messenger RNA. Its product is annotated as protein ANTAGONIST OF LIKE HETEROCHROMATIN PROTEIN 1-like. The annotation marks the transcript as partial. The record is from RefSeq and is a predicted model, not a curated record. Lineage: Eukaryota; Metazoa; Arthropoda; Arachnida; Scorpiones; Buthidae. The transcript has 3 exons.
AUGGCGGACGAAGUGAAAAUUAUUAUUGCAACAAUUGUCGCAAACGAACUAGCCGAAACCGAUGAAAUAACGAAUACAAUUAUUCAAAUGGAAGGUACGUCAGAUCUUGACGAAAUGAAUGAAGUAAUUAUUAAUUUUAAUCAAAGAAAUGGACUAUUAUCGUCCGUUAAAAUGUAUUCGAAAUCUACUAUACCAACGUAUGAUGAUUUCACAUUCCGAAGUCAUUUUAGAAUGAGUAGACAUUCAAUCCAAAAACUUCUAGAAUUUGUUCAAGACGAUCUUCAAACUUCUGAAACAGAUGGCGUAGGGAAGAAUUUAACAACAAUCCCAGUUAUUAAAAAAAUUCUCAUAACUGUAUGGUAUCUUGCCAAUCAAGAAAGUUAUAGACAAAUUGCGGACAGAUUUGGGGUAUGGAAAAGUACUGCUCAUUAUAUAAUUUCUGCUACUAUUAAGGCAAUUGCAUCACAUCAGCACGAUUUCAUACAAUGGCCAGAAUCUCAUCAAUACAAGUCAAUUGCAAAUGAUUUUGAAUCAAAAAGACACUUUCCAGGAGUUAUAGGUGCCAUAGAUGGUACAUAUAUACACUGCAAACCUCCAAUGAAUGGUAGGAAUGCUUUUGUCAAUCGCAAAGGUGAUCCGUCUAUUAUUCUCCAAGCAGUCUGUAAUUCAAAUAAAGUAUUUUUGGAUGUAUUUGCAGAUCGAGCAGGUUCUACACAUGAUGCUCGUGUAUUUCGCAUCAGUCCUCUUGGUCAAAGAUUAGCAAAUGAUCCUAACUUUAUACCCUCAGAUUACCAUUUACUUGGUGAUUCUGCUUAUCCAUGUACAGUUAAUUUAUUGACACCUUUUAGAGACAAUGGUCAUUUAUCUCCACAAGAAAAACAUUACAAUUAUGUACACAGCUCAACGCGUGUAGUUAUUGAACAAGCAUUUGGUAUUUUAAAGGCAAAAUUUCGCAGACUUAAAUAUAUAGACAAAACACGCAUUGACUUAGUC